Molecule: messenger RNA, 3163 nt
Organism: Triticum aestivum (bread wheat)
Lineage: Eukaryota; Viridiplantae; Streptophyta; Magnoliopsida; Poales; Poaceae
Exons: 3
Coding region: 112-624 (170 amino acids)
Source: RefSeq, a predicted model, not a curated record
CUGGCCCGGCCCGUUUGGCCGCUGAAACCCCCAAAGCGAUCCCCGUCUUCCUCCUCACUGCCGCUAAACCCAACCUACCCACCGCCGCCUGCCGCCUAGGGUUCCGCCCCCAUGACCGUCCCCGAGCCGGAGAUGCCGGCGUCGGCGCGCAGGCGUUUGUUCCUCGCCAGGUUCGACGCGCUCAUCUUCCUGCAUUGCGGGCUGCUCUGGGUUCUCUGCGCGGUGUACCUCGCCUUGGUCAUCGCGCGUCUUGCCCUGGGUCAGCUCGAGAUUCCCCCCGCGCUCUGGGCGGCGUCCUGGGUCUGCGCCUACAUCGUUCUGUGUCUCACCCCCGUUUCCACGUUCCUCGUCGGCGCGCGCUCCUCGCGCUCCUUGCGCUCCCCGUACGACACCACCGACGCCAACAAGGACCCUGCCAUGAUUGGAGUCCUCGUUUCGGCCGCCUUCAUGCUGCUCGCAAUUGAUUAUGAUAAGGUGGUGGGUCUGUUGGGUGUGGAAGGAUGUCAGAGGGAACGGAUUGGUUCAAUAGUGAGGGAUGUGGGGUUAAUGGGUGGUAUUGCAACAUGUUGUUUCGUCACCUUACCCACUAUGAUACUGAGGCAGUGGAGGAUGAAGAUGAAGUAGAGGGUUAUGUGGUUGUGUUGUUGAGAUCCAUACGGAGAUAUCAUCAGCGGAAACCUAGAAUGCAUUGUCCAUGUUCAGUCGUUGCCAUGAUUAUUAUGACCGGGAAGCUUUGAAUUUAUCAUUCAAAACCCACCGUAAGUGAUAGGCCUCAAAUUUCAAAGGGCUGGGUUCUGGGGUAUCUCUUAUUUAAUUGCACUAGUUAUUUAUCUGCCUGUUUAUCUGUUACAUAUAAAUUUAUUGUCUUAUUUUAUCUGCCUAUUUAUCUGUUUCAUAAAAUUGAUUCUUAUUUUAGUCAAGAUAGCAAAUAGAAAUUUAAUUUGAUUAUUCCAGUAAACUAUGAUGGUAUUAUUAUAGAACAGAUCUUCAUUUAAUUCACAGCUAAUAUAUACUUGCAUGUGGUGUUGUGCCAUGACAUUUUUAUCGAAGUGCAUUCACACAUGUUGAUGUUCUAGUAAGAUUUUUGUCUCUUUCUUUAUCCUCAAAGUAACUUGUUUCGCAAGUGCAAUCUUUAGCAAGUAUUUUUGAUAGUUUAUAUGAUUAUCUGUGAAUUAUAUUGCGGAAGUGCUCUUCUGUGCACGAGCACCGGUGCGCAUGGUAUCGCUGUCCUUUUGCCUUGAGAUUGACAGCCCAGGACGUAUAGGCCCAUGUGGGGAUUCUUGCCUUCCAGCACUUAUCACGUCGCCCGGCGCACAUAUCUGACCCUUGACGCUUAAUGCCGGCGUCCGCAGCGGUUGAUGGACGUCCACUGCAGACACACCUAGAUAAUGCAGUGGCUCCAUCAGAAUUUCCCUGCUGUUCACCUCCUCCAGCACCGUCACUCUGCACAACCAUAUGAGUUAUGGGUGGAUUGAUACUAGGACCGAUAAGCACAGCCAAGUAUACAGCAUGCCCAAAAAGAUUAAGUGAGUAACCUUUGAAUCGGCUGCAUCAGGAACUCCAUGUUCACCUUCGGUGUAAGCGUGCCUCUCCGCCUGCCGCCUGAACCUAAUCUACAACGCGCCCGCAAUUGGUACUCGAAAAAUGCAGCCGCCGAAGGUAGGAUAUGAUCCCAACUACCAACCAUUAUCCCUUUGUUUUUUUAGCACCUACCAACCAUUCUCCCAUUUACUCCAUCUCUGUCCCCCAUUGAACGGAAAGUGUGUUUGCUGAUCCAUGGAUCAGGAAAGCAACAGACGUCAUGAGCCACGGUCCAGGGAAUCAAAACUUAUCCCUAAUGUGGGUACUAUCUCAUUGUCACCUGGGCUCUCUGCAAAACCAUAGAUUGCUUUCUCUAAUGCACUGAUGCGGCCAGGACAGGGUGUCCUCCCUGGUGCAGCAGCCCUGAUCCUCACCCUGCAUGGAAGAGCGCUCAUGAGCAAAUUCUCGAACUAGCAUGCUACCUAGAAUCUAGUGAUCACAUCGUUUAACCGAUUACAUACUAUCUCUCUACCACGGUACCGGAGCACACACAUCAUUCCUGCCAUAACUAAAUUUUGUCCCAUAUUCAUUCCUUUUUUUGAUGCAAUUUUUUUUCAAUUGACAUUCUACACUGCUUUUGUCUUGUGGCAUAGGUUAUACCAUUAUUUCAUACAACAAUAGCUACCAAAACCAAUUCCAUUUGCAGGACAUGUAACUUAACAUUCAGGGUGUAACACUCCCCCGUCAAUAUAUAUCUUAUAGCUCUGAAUCUGAAAUAUAGCUACACCAGCUGCCAGUGGUUGCAAUAUAUCUAUGAAUCUGAAAUCCAGCAUCAGAACACUGCAAUACUACAACUGUAGCACUAACCAUUCCUUCGCAUCAACGCUGGAGUUUUUGGGUCAAUCUGAUCAAUAGAAUGCUCAGACUCUUGUGGCUGUUCGGCUCCUUGGGCAGGCACCUCUGCGGUACAGAUCUGGCCAUCUGCACUCACUGCAUCUAUGGGUGUCAGGAGAUCUCCGGUUGGCUGCACCACAGGGUAGUGUAGCGGCACCAUGCCGACGUUGUUCUCGUUGACCUCCACCCCCGUGGUCCUGCUCCACCAAAUCUUGUAUGAUGCGAAAGAUUGGAUAGAAACGGCUCCGUAAAUCAAUGGAUUUCACAUGCCUAAAUCAGCACCUCUUAAUCGGCUGUAACAAGAACUCCAUUUCCUUGCGCCGUUUGAGUAUUUCUCGAGCAACAACUCCGCUGUGCAGCCAGACGUCCCUACAGCAUUUACUACUAAGCAGAGCCAGAUGACGUAAAGCAUGUUUUUUGAUCCACGGAUCACAACGGAAUUGAUGUCCCGAGCCACGGCUUGAGUAUCCCGCGGCUCAUGGUGACUUCUUCCCGUCACAUGUCCUGGCCCACGUAGCCCAUAUGUCUCUCCUGUAUUCCGGGUUUUACUUAUUUAUGGGCGAACUCCAACAGGGCACAGGAAUUUAAUGCACCGAACCCCAAAAAUCGAACCAGCAGCACAGAUAACGAGCUCACGAGCUCACGUGUGCUCGAGACUAGAACAACUGCGUCCAUUAUAUUGGUGUUUCUUGUGCAAUAAAACUGAAGAAUACUACUGUCGGGGAGUCGAUUCCAUAAUGACAAAUGC